Prosopis cineraria is the source of this 1355-nucleotide messenger RNA. Its product is annotated as MYB-like transcription factor EOBI. The record is from RefSeq and is a predicted model, not a curated record. Gene Ontology annotation, molecular function: DNA-binding transcription factor activity; sequence-specific DNA binding. Gene Ontology annotation, biological process: regulation of DNA-templated transcription. The transcript has 3 exons. Lineage: Eukaryota; Viridiplantae; Streptophyta; Magnoliopsida; Fabales; Fabaceae. The coding region runs from base 152 to 1057 and encodes 301 amino acids. Gene Ontology annotation, cellular component: nucleus.
UACCACCAAACUCAUCACUCCACAAAAUUCCGUGGGCUUUGUAUAUGAAGCCCUUCACUGGACAGCCUCAAUUCCAAUACCUCUUUCUUAUGUAAACUCUUUAUACCACACCUUCUCUUUCAUCUCUCUGAUUUCUCUUCAAUCAACAGCCAUGUCUGCUGCUACAGAACCAGAGGUAGGGUCUAAUAAUGAAGAAGAAGCUGAGCUCAGGAGAGGCCCUUGGACUCUGGAAGAAGACAGUUUACUCAUACACUGUAUUGCUCUUCACGGUGAAGGUCGUUGGAACAUGUUAGCCAAAAGUUCAGGAUUGAAGAGAACUGGAAAGAGUUGCAGAUUGAGGUGGCUCAACUAUCUGAAACCAGACAUCAAGAGAGGGAAUUUAACUCCUCAAGAACAACUUUUGAUCCUUGAACUCCAUUCCAAAUGGGGUAACAGGUGGUCGAAAAUUGCUCAGCAUCUGCCAGGAAGAACAGACAAUGAGAUCAAGAAUUACUGGAGAACAAGAGUUCAGAAACAGGCACGCCAGCUCAACAUUGAGACUGGUAGUGACAGAUUCAUCGAUGCUGUUCGAUGUUUCUGGAUGCCUAGGUUGUUACAAAAGAUGGAACAAAACUCUUCAUCUUCCUCUUCCUCUGUCACAACCAUGAACUCUGAGAAUUCUGCAAUUAAUGUCCCUUCCCUGUCUCCUCCACAAGGAGAAUUCGCAGAUAUCGCAGUAAAUCACACAAGCACCACCAUCACCAACAACAACAACAUUAGUAAUCUCAGUUUCCCAGAUCAUAAUUCCCUGCAAGUCCAAGACCAAUUUGAAAUAUCAGAAAACCCGACAGGAUCUACUGCUCCUGUUGUGUUCGAGAACUACAACAAUAAUGUCUGCUUCAAUCCAGUUCAAGAUCAUAGCUUUGGCAUGGAAGGGUUAAACUUGGAUCCAUUUUCAAGAAGUGAAAGUAAUUAUGGGAUUCCCCAGUUUGAUUAUUGUCAGAGUUCGGAAAGUGAAUGGGUUUUGAGCGGCAUGGGAGAAUAUUCUUUGUGGAACUUGGAUGAAAUGGGACAGUGAAGAUGGAAGAACAGAAAGAGAAGAGGAGAGCGUCUCGUUUUUAUCUUGGGAUGCUUAGAAGAAAAAGAAAACUGGACUUCUAUGUUCUGCAUAAUUAUUAGUCAGUCAGUGGGACUUAAAUGUCUCCAUGAUAGGUUAUUCUGCCUUAGGUGUUAAGGCUUCCCGUUAUGAGAUAUGUUCAGUUUAGCAAUUCAAGUAUGAUUUGUGGAUUAUUAAGACUAGCUAGCGGUUCUCUGUUCAAGAUUAUUAAUUAUAUUUAAAAAUUAAUGUAAUUGGACAAAGGUGUUGUGUCUUUGGU